Messenger RNA from Salvelinus namaycush (lake trout), 1864 nucleotides. RefSeq lists its product as uncharacterized. The record is from RefSeq and is a predicted model, not a curated record. Gene Ontology annotation, cellular component: cytoplasm. NCBI's taxonomy places the organism in Eukaryota, Metazoa, Chordata, Actinopteri, Salmoniformes, Salmonidae. The transcript has 5 exons. Bases 381 to 1148 code for a protein of 255 amino acids.
CAUAUCAUCAUAGCCAGCAUACCAACUGUGCUACACAGACUACUCUACUGCUCACUCACACAGACUCAAACACAUCACCCAGAUACAGUCAGUCACAGUGUAACUCACACCAGGACCAGGCUUGCUAAUUUUUCAGGCUGGGCAGUCACAAGUACCAGCAAGGAAUCAGUGACCAUCCACCCUCCCAGCAGAAGCCAUAUAAUAUUACUGAGGGAACGUCUGAGAAGUUGCAAGAGAACUCUUCAGCAUUUUGGAAUUUGGACUGUACCAGAUCCACCAGACUUUGGGAUUUAAAGCCCUCUGUUGAACCAGGCCGGCAACAGCAUUUUAGACAGUCCCAACAGCACCAGAGGAAGGAGGUUAAUCUAGGAUCAGACAGUAUGCUGGCUCAGAUCCUACAGGAGAUGUGGGUGGACCCAGAGGUUCUGGAGGCCCUGAGUGAAGACCAGAAGAGAAUCUUGUUCCUGAAGAUGAGAGAGGAGCAGGUCAGACGCUGGAAAGAUAGAGAGGAGAAGGACGAGAAAGAGAGGAGAACCAGGGAACACACCAGGUCUAAGAAAGGUCACAGUAAGAGUGUGCGCUGGCUGUUGGGUCAUGAUGGGGAUGUGAGUGUGAGCGUGAUCGGAGAGGUGGAUGAAUUUAGAUACUCCAAACUCCUCCAGACCCUUCGUACCAACACCAGACUACAGAGUACAGAAAUGAACAACCUAGUGGUUGAUAUCCAUACUGUGUCUCUACUGACAGACAGAGAGAACCACCAAACCAGCUCACAAUCAGCCAUACUGAUGCAACUAAGCGAAGACUCAGACGGGUCUAAGGACUCUGAGGAGGACCAGGACACAGGUAGGGCUGAGGUCGACCCAAAGGACACCAGGGAGGACAGCAUCGACAGUGUGUCAGGCUACAGCACAGAUGACCUAAAGGACUGGGGCCUCUGCUACAGACCCCACUGCAGCAACAUCAGCCUCUGUCUCCAACCCCAGCUGUCAGUCACAGAAAAGGCCCUCCCACAGAGCAGAAGAGUGGUGGUCAGUCAUGAAGAGGAGAGCCCAGCAUUUGGUGGUCGGGUGGCCCAGCUCAGGAGAGCAUUUGCCACGUCCUCUCCCACCGCCAUGCCCCCUGUGGCCACCAAACCCUCUCACCUGUAGCUAGCAGCCAAACCUUCCCUCAGGAAACACCAGGGUCACCUCCAGUCAACCAACCACACAGAAGAGGUACUGCCCACUUGACGAGCUCAUUUGAAUACCAGGUACAAGUGACCUACGGACAGACACUCACCUGAGGAAUGGUGCGGAGAAAUAGAAGCUCCAAACUUAGCCGAGUUAAAGGUGGACAUGCACGGCUGAGUGGGAGGAAUGCUUGGCGCUGGUAUUCUGGUGAACGGCUCCCUUUGAAGGUUCCUGGAGCCUGCAUGGUAGUCAUACAGUUCUACCUCUCCUUAAAGCUAAAUACACAAGAGGUUUGGACAUGGUUAACACAAGAGCUAUUUCUACAUAUGUACAAGAGGUUGGUAUCUGAUUUGUACAUGGGGUGGAGGAAAAGAUUUAGCUUCACGUUUCUUAUCAUGAAUUAUGUAAAAAAUAAAAACCUCAGCUGUAAUAAGGGUCGUGGUAUGUUUGGGCUAUAGGUUAAACCAUCCUGUCGUGUUUUUAGUUGCCUGAUCUUUUGCUUUGUUAGUUGCUGUCGUUAUCUAACGGUCUAACCUCGUAGAUUUUCUGGUCAUAUUCUGUUUUGUAUAUUUGCGCUCUAACUACAUUUGUUUGAGGAGGUUAUUUCAAUAUUGUGUGUGAAACAUGCUUGUGCAAUACACAGAUUUAUUUGACCUGUCGUCUUCUAAUUCAGCUGAAUAAAAAUGUGGAAGAAA